AGGAGCCUCGUUUCCGCGGCAUGUUAGAAGGAAGUAAUAUCUCUGCGGACGUGAAAUUCACCUAAUUCACCUCGUCACAUGGGCACUCGACACACGCCCCCUACUCAAGACUGUACAUGUCAGGGCUCCUCGCAGCAUCUCUGAAUGGACAUUAACACCGUGGAUUUCACAACUUCCAGCAACGUCGGUAUCACUGAUCAAAGUCUCCAACAUCGCACUUAGCGAGCCGUGUGCAAAACCCACCCCUUUUACAUACAGCCCUUGCGUGUAUGAGCAGUUGACACUGGGAAACCUACCAACAUGGACACUAGUCAAUACCAAGUUGGCGCACCCCCAGCCGGUGCUGUUGGUGCGGUACCAGGUCAAGGACCACCGCCCCCAGCUCAGGCGUCGAACUACGGGGCGAUGAAUCCCAACGAGAAGGGCGAGCCUGGCACACUCCCUGGGGGACAGGCAGCUCCCACCCCCUCCGCCCCCUCCCUCAAUGAGAUGGACAACGUAGGGGGAUACGAAGGGGUCGGCUUCUCUGGCAGUUGCCUUCCUCCCCCGUCGUAUGAUGAGUCGGUUCAGCCCCCAGCAGAGAGACCGGAGAUCAAGGGGGUGGACGUAGUGAACGAAGACCAGGCCCGCGAGGCACUGCUGAUGUAUGUGGCGGAGCACUGCUGUUACGGGAAGGGCGCUGCCGAGACGAUGAAGUUCACCCAGCUGCAGCCCACCAACGCCUUCCAUUACACCCUUGAGACAUUCUGCGAGUCGCGGUCAACUUCUUGGGCCUUCGAGCCUUUUAGUGGUCAGAUUCUAGACACCCCGGCAAAUGGCCCCGCCCCGGGGCCUUGGGACAUCACCCCCAGCCCCGGCCCCACAAUGUUCCAAGACGGCAAGAUGGAACUUGAGGUACCACACACAGCAUCUGUCAAGGCUUGUCACAACUGCUGUGCCUCCGGAUGGAUCCAGUGUAACAAGUGCUUCGGUUUAGGGAGGGAACAAUGCACGUUUUGUAAUGGUCGUGGGUGUUCGAGGCAGUACAUCGACGGCGACUGGGUUGACCGCAGCUGCACCAGCUGCAACGGAAGAGGGAUGAGGACAUGUCACCGUUGCCAUGGUUGCGGACGCGUCACGUGCCCGUUGUGUGACGGCAAAACCCGACUGAAGUGCUACAUCAAGCUGACUAUAUUAUGGGUGAACCACGUCAAUGACCACAUCGUGGAGAGGACGGAGCUUCCUGACCACCUGAUCCGUGAGGUGACAGGUCACCAGGCCUUCCAGGAGACAGCCCCCAGGGUGUUUCCAGUGAAUCACUUUCCGGAUCAGGAAAUCAACAACGCUUCCAAGACUAUCGUGGGGUCUCACGCAGGGGCCUUCCCAACAGAGCGUAUGCUGAUGCAGCGCCACCAAGUACGGAUUGUGCCCGUCACCCAGGCCUUCUUCCACUGGAAGGAGUCGGAUGCGGACUUCUUCAUCUAUGGCUUUGAGAACAAGGUUUACGCCCCUAAAUACCCACAGACCUGCUGUUGGGGCUGCAACAUCCUCUAGAGAUACAGAUCAAACUAUCAACCCCUGGAGAAGUCCGGGACCAACAAGCUCCAGAGAUACACCAGACCAACAUUCCCCAGAGACACAUCAGACUAUCAUCCUCGUGACACACCAGACCAACAUCCUCGAGACACAUCAGACCAACAUCCUCCAGAGACAACAGACCAACAUCCUCUAGAGCAACUCCAGACCAUCAUCCUCUAGGGCCCCUCCAGACCAACAUCCUCCAGAGAUACACCAGACCAUCAUCCUCUGGAGCCACACCAGACCAACAUCCUUAAGAGACCUGCCAGAUCAACACGCCCCUGAGGUUCAGCAAACCAACAUCCUGGAGAUACUCACACCCCAGAGAUUCGCCAGUCCAAAAUCCCUUAGAGACACGCCAUACCAAUAUCAUCCAGCUUAACACAUACACAUCUGCGCUUGAAGAAACAUCUGGAAAACCACAUUUUUAACAAACACUUUGAAGCCAUCUACCGUUCUAUACUGUGAGCAUCAUGAACUAAUUCCUACAUCUAUAGAAGACAUCUUGGAAUGUUCGAGUCACCUUGUCUGUUAAACAGUUCGUGUCAUCAGUAUGAAGUAUGUGUUAGCGACGACGACAAAAACAUUCUAUCCCUUGGGCCCGUUCCACAAAGCGAUCUUAGCGUUACACCUCUCGCCUAUCAGUGUAUAAGUAUGAGUUACUGAGCAAUAUGUAAGACUGUACGUUAGACGAUGAGACAAAAGAGUCGACAAUACGUUUUCAAUAGGAUCAAAAUGCUUCGGUGUCGUGAGACAAUUCGCUAAUGUUGCUUUGGUUUCUUUGUCACAAUGCUAACUCCCUGUUAUGUAGUGUUACAAGUUGUAGGCGAGCCUCUCGCCAAUGAGGUUCCAAGCAAUGAAAAUUAACCCGACCAAAUGGCGCUAAGAUAAUCCUAAUAAAUCAAACGUUAACAGUGUGCGGAAUAGCCACUGGACAAAUCCAGUCGGGCCACAGUCACUGGUCCGACUGGCUGGUGGAUUAUCAUGGGGUCAUUUUGUAAAUAUAUCACUCUCCCCGACGUUAUAAUACACUUUUAAAUCAUGCAAGAUCAUGGCCUGAUGAAAAAUGUCAGCAGCUUAAUGACGAAACCCGUCAUGUCGACAAUAUCUUAUUCUCAUCCAUUUUUGUAAUACUUUUCUUAGUUUCUACAUUCAGAUUUCGGGCUCGUGAAUUAUUUUGUGGGCUAGUAACUUUAAGGCAUAACUAGCCAGACCGGCUAGCAAAAUUAGGACUGACUGACUGACUGAGUUUGGUUUUACGCCGCUUUUAGCAAUAUUCCAGCAACAUCACGGCGGGGGACACCAGAAAUGGGCUUCACACAUUUUACCCAUGUAGGGAUUCGAACCCGGGUCUUCGGCGUGACGAGCCAACGCUUUAACCACUAGGCUACCCCACCGCCCCCAGCAAAAUUGGGAAACUAUUUCACACACUGAGCGUUAAGACUGUAGUAACGGGGCCCAGGUUCUUUUGCGUCUAAGCAGCAUUUAAUGAGAAAGCUUUACCUGAUCCUUUGUGAUAGCUAUAUGUCUAGCAUAGGCUUUUAUUUGUACAGUACACUCUUGUAUAACUCGCGAACUGACCUUUAAGGGGGCUUCUAAUCCUUUCAUUUAUCCAGUUAUUACCGACAUUUCCAACCAAAGUUGAAUCUAACUGUCGGUGACAAUGUGCCAUUAAUUAGUCAGCCGUUCCGCAAAAUGUGCUUCUUGUAAGGAAAUUGUCUAACGUCAAAUUCUGUCUACAUUAACUCAUUGCAUCAAUGUUGCUGCGUGUAUAUACUAUACCGCCAUUUGGCCAAAAAAUACACAAUGUAUGCAAGAACGUACUUAUGUCGGUGCAUAAUCGUAAGAAAUAUCCCCUACCAUUUUAAUGGCAUAUAUAACGAGAUAUUUUUAUAUGUAUAUCAAUGUGAUCAAUAAAACGCUUGUCUUUCCA
This is a messenger RNA of Haliotis rubra (blacklip abalone), 3490 nucleotides long. RefSeq names its product protein SSUH2 homolog. NCBI's taxonomy places the organism in Eukaryota, Metazoa, Mollusca, Gastropoda, Lepetellida, Haliotidae. The record is from RefSeq and is a predicted model, not a curated record.